AUGAAAUCCCCAAGAACUCCCCCAAGCACUCCCCCAUUACAGCUCCAGCUCAAGGCGCGUUAUAGUCGUCGUCUGCUCGGCAAGAUGGAUCUCCAACGCACCGACCAGGCCGACCUUGAGGGGAUAAUCACAAAUCUCAACCACCUCUGCUUCGCCGUUGAUCUUUCAAAGCCGGGCGACAGUGGUGAAGUUUUACGAGUAGUCCUGGACCGCGUCAGGGAUAUCCUGAAGGCGCAUGGCGCCCUUCUCGAGGAUGUUGCGGCCAUCAAGGAGCGGUACAAGAUAGUAGAGUCAUACCUUGGUAUCUACCAAGCCAUCUCUGAAGUAGACCUGGGCCGGCGCUGCCCACAAAGUAAAGAUCACCUUGAUGAAGACUCGGACGUGGACAUGGACGUCGACUCAGACUCUGAGUGCGAAGACUCCGAUAGCGACGACUCCGAUAGCGAGGAAAGCGAAUUAGUUGAUCUCAAGUACCAGAAGAUCCAGCGCGACGUCCGUGGGCUCGCUUUGUACGGGAUACUCUCCGCUGCUCGUCAGCUGGAGCGCAUGGGCGCCGAUUCGGUCUUCGUGCGCAAGAAGAACGUCGAAUCCGACAAAUAG
This is a messenger RNA of Cyclocybe aegerita, 600 nucleotides long. NCBI's taxonomy places the organism in Eukaryota, Fungi, Basidiomycota, Agaricomycetes, Agaricales, Hemipholiotaceae. The record is from the annotation of a GenBank genome assembly.